AUGUUGAUCGCAUUGAUCGGUCCAACAUCUGCCGGUAAGCUAGAGGUAGCCAAAUAUCUCGUGGUUCAUCAUAACUUUCGACCUGCAUUUAUAGCAUCACAAAAUAAUACAGAUGCGGCAUCACAUGGCCAAGCAUUAUUGGAUCAUGUCACAUUUAAUUGGCGAGAUAAUAUUGUCACAUUGGACCUGCUAACGAGACAGGAUUUGGAAAUCGGAUUUGAUAAGAGGCCAUUCUUUUUGCUCGUCGGCGUUGACGCUCCAGUUAUGAUCAGAUUUCGUCGUAUGGCUGCUUGUAUGCAAGCAUUCGAACAUGUGCUAGAGGACGAUAAGAGACAGCUAUCUUUGGAAAAAUUCUUGGCAGAAGACGAUGCGAAUUUGUACGGUCUAGGAAAACAAUCGGCUGCUGCUAUACAAGACAAAGCAGACUCGAACUCUCUACCGGCAACACCAUCAAAAGUCUCACAAAAAAUGAAUGUCGUUCAACCGAAUGGAUUAUUGGCAUCCCGCUCCGCACCUUCCUCGUUACGAGAACUAAUGCAAACCAGUACGAUUAUCAUCAAUAAUCAAUUUCAAACAAUCGCUUCGCUUCAUUCUCACUUGGCUUCACUAAGUCUUUCCUCGCCGCAAAGGCUAAGGCCGUCUUGGGAUACGUAUUUCCUCUCGUUGUGCACAUUGGCUUCUUUGCGCUCCAAUUGUAUGAAACGAAGGGUGGGUGCAGUAUUGGUACGUAACAAUCGAGUUUUGUCAACCGGCUACAAUGGCACACCCAGAGGAUUGAUCAAUUGUGCUGAUGGAGGAUGUUCGCGAUGCAAUGGAGCAGCCGCUGGUGGAACUGCAUUAGAUGAAUGUUUAUGUUUACAUGCCGAAGAGAAUGCUUUAUUGGAAUGCGGUCGUGAACGUGGUGGAGCAGAUGGAACGGUUUUGUAUUGUAAUACUUGUCCUUGUCUUCGUUGUGCGGUAAAGAUUGUACAAACUGGCGUACGUGAAGUAGUUUAUCAACUUGCUUAUAGUAUGGAUGAUCGAUCUCGAAAGAUCUUUCAAGAAGCAAAUGUUCUCUUUCGUCAAUAUCAUCCGAUGUAG
Meira miltonrushii is the source of this 1080-nucleotide messenger RNA. RefSeq lists its product as uncharacterized. The transcript has 3 exons. The coding region runs from base 1 to 1080 and encodes 359 amino acids. NCBI's taxonomy places the organism in Eukaryota, Fungi, Basidiomycota, Exobasidiomycetes, Exobasidiales, Brachybasidiaceae. The record is from RefSeq and is a predicted model, not a curated record. Gene Ontology annotation, molecular function: hydrolase activity; zinc ion binding.